AUGGCAAGAGCAAUUGCAACGAUACUACUCAUGGCUAUCGUGCUUGUUGCCGCUAUGCAAUUGGCGAGUUCCGUCGACAUCACGCACACGGACUUGGAGUCGGAGAAGUCCCUGUGGGCACUGUACGAUCGCUGGUGCGAGCAUCACAAUGUGGGACGCGACCUCGGCGAAAAGGCCCGGCGCUUCAGCGUGUUUAAGGAGAACGCUCGCAUGGUCCACAAAUUCAACCAAGGUGACGCACGCUACAAGCUUAGCCUCAACCUCUUUGGUGACAUGACCGAUGAAGAGGUCGACGGCGGGUACGGUCGCUGCUCCAACCCCUUGCCAAACAGCGCGAAGCAGCGCCAAGGCCGGGUCACACAUGGCGUCCUUGCCACGCGUGACAACUACCCAAUGUACGUGGACUGGCGCAUGACAGGGUACGACCAACGCCCGUCAGCGGUGACAAACGUGAAGAACCAGAGAGGGUGUGGGGCUUGUUGGGCCUUCGCGGCGACAGCCGCGGUGGAGGGCAUCAAUUCCAUCAGGACCAGGAAGCUGGUGUCGUUUUCCGCGCAGCAGCUGGUAGACUGCGAUAAAGGAAGUGCCGGUUGUGGUGGCGGCAAUGCGAUAUUGGCUUUCAAGUACAUGAUGGGCCACGUCGGAAUCUCGACAGAGGCCGACUACCCGUACUAUGCCGAUGAGCAAGGCUACUGCUUGGUGCCAAAACGAAAGAACCCCGUCGUCACCAUCGACGGCUUCAAAGAGGUACCGCCAAAAGACGAGGUGGCGUUGCUGCAGGCGGUGGCGGCCCAACCCGUCGUUGUGGUGGUUGACACGAAGACAUUCCGACGCUAUGGAGGAGGCGUCUUUGUUGGUCCGUGUGGGACGAAUCGGACCCACUCAAUGACGAUGGUGGGCUAUGGCACCACAGAUGAGACUGACCCCAUAGAUUACUGGAUCAUAAAGAACUCGUGGGGGCCAAAAUGGGGUGAAGACGGCUACAUCCGCUUGGCGCGAGGCGUGAGCGGUGGCACCAACGAGGGCUUAUGCGGCAUCCUGAUGGAAGCGUCGUACCCAGUGAAAAAUUAA
Molecule: messenger RNA, 1071 nt
Organism: Triticum aestivum (bread wheat)
Lineage: Eukaryota; Viridiplantae; Streptophyta; Magnoliopsida; Poales; Poaceae
Product: mexicain-like
Exons: 1
Coding region: 1-1071 (356 amino acids)
Biological process (GO): proteolysis
Molecular function (GO): cysteine-type peptidase activity
Source: RefSeq, a predicted model, not a curated record